This is a messenger RNA of Triticum dicoccoides, 1251 nucleotides long. RefSeq names its product probable protein ABIL4. The transcript is spliced from 9 exons. The record is from RefSeq and is a predicted model, not a curated record. Lineage: Eukaryota; Viridiplantae; Streptophyta; Magnoliopsida; Poales; Poaceae. The coding region runs from base 161 to 1072 and encodes 303 amino acids.
ACACUCUCUCAACCGGCGCGCGCUGAGGUGGUGGUGAGGUAGCUCGGGCUCCCCGUGCCCACCGCGCGCACUCCACUCACUCACUCUCCUCUUCCUCACCCCCACCACUUGGUUUUGGUGGCAUUGAUAACGCUUACUCUGCACUCCACUCGAGGAAGGUAUGGAGAGAAUGCAGCAGCAGGAGGAGGAGCAGCAGGCGGCGCGGCGGCGGCGGAGCCCGGGGGGAUGGGAGGGGGCGGGGGCGGCCACCGUGGACGAGGCCUCCAUGGAGCGCAGCAAGAGCUUCGUCAACGCCCUGCAGGAGCUCAAGAACCUGCGGCCGCAGCUCUACUCCGCCUCCGAGUACUGCGAGAGGUCCUACCUCAACACCCACCAGAAGCAGAUGGUGCUGGACAACUUGAAGGACUACGCGGUGCGGGCGGUUGUCAACGCCGUCGACCACCUAGGCACUGUGGCCUACAAACUGACGGACCUAUUCGAGCAGCAGGCUUCCGAGAUCUCGACCUUCGAGCUGAAGCUUGCGCGCUUGAACCAGCAAAUCUUCACCUGCCAAAUCUAUGUGGACAAAGAAGGCUCCAGGCAGCAGCAGAUGAUGGGGGCAAGCAUGAAGCACCACAAGCACUACAUCCUACCAUCUACUGGUUAUAAGAGAACUCAGGCUGUUGCGUACCUGGGAACCGACACUAAUCAGGAAUCACAGCCUAGACCUUACCCCUCAGCAAAGACGCUUUCCUGGCAUCUGGCAUCGGACAAUAGCCCUUCGGCAAAUAGAGCACAUAAACCUACAUUCAUCCUAGAUGAUACGAUACCAUCCAAACUCGCAUCAGAUGGUCCGCAUCUUCUUGGUAAGGAGUUGCCUGCUUCUCCCGUGCGUAGGCCUUUGCAACUUAACAGGAAUAUCAAAUCCGACGUCGCACAAAAGGUUGGCGCAAAGGAUCUGUCGGCGUUUAGUUCUUUCGACAGGCCUACAGGGCGUGAAAUCCAAAAGGCUCCUGCCAGCACUAAGAGCGUGCUAGCAUCUCUUUUUAUCAAGCACAAGUCAGCAAAGAUGAAAAGUAUCUCAGCUCGAUGAUCCUCCCUUGAUGUAAUUGAAGUUUGUUGUAAUAACCAGUACAAGCCAAGUAAAAUGCAAUUGUAUCUCUUCAAGAUGUCAAGUCAUAACAUCUCUUAUCUGUGUAAUAUGUGCUGAUUCAAAGCCUGUAAUGAAAAUCAUAUGCAAGUUUGGAAGUGUGUUUAGUUAUAUUCAUCCAA